Messenger RNA from Ipomoea nil (Japanese morning glory), 798 nucleotides. RefSeq lists its product as uncharacterized. Lineage: Eukaryota; Viridiplantae; Streptophyta; Magnoliopsida; Solanales; Convolvulaceae. The transcript has a single exon. The coding region runs from base 1 to 798 and encodes 265 amino acids. The record is from RefSeq and is a predicted model, not a curated record.
AUGGAUCUCGACUCCUCUGGACCUAGGUUUUCUUGGCAUAGGAAACUCGGAGACAGGAUCACCCUUCGGAGAAAGUUAGACAGGGUCUUAUGGAAUAUGGAAGCUCAACUCUUGUUCCCUGAAGGGAAGGCUCAUAUCCUGCCUUGCACCCACUCCGAUCACCAUCCCAUUCAGUUCUCUAGUGCCGACAUUUCCCCACCUCUUAGAAAGGAUAGGCCUUUCAGAUUCGAGGAAGUGUGGCUGUUAAGGGAGGACUAUCGGGACAUUUGGCAUCAGGCCUGGAAUGCUCACCCGUGUGACAUUUUAGGCGCUAUUAAUCAAAUGGCUACUUUAUCCAAAGAUUGGAAUCACAAAACCUUUGGGAAUAUUUUCUACCGGAAAAAGACCAUUCAAGCCAGAAUUGUGGGGAUCCAAGCGUCUCCAAGAUUUGGCUCGGACAGGGGGUUAGUCAAGCUCGAGGUUGAUCUGGUCAAGGAGCUCAAUACCAUUCUCAAAGAAGAAGUCUUUUGGUUUCAAAAAUCUAGAAAAGAGUGGAUCCGAGAUGGCGACAAGAACACUAGUUUCUAUCAUCGGGCCACCCUUAUUAGACGUAUGCUUAAGAUUAAUGGUGAGUGGACUUCUAAUACCCAAAUUAUUAAAGACCACAUCGCUAAUUAUUUCGAAACGCUUUUUGGCAGGAAUCAAACGGUUAACUCUCUGGAUUCGCCGUUAGAGUCUGGCCGUUCCAUCAGCAAUAGACAGGCUUUGAGCCUUAUUAGACAGGCCCCCUUGAAGUCCGGAAAGCUGUUUUUGUUAUAA